AUGAGAAAUGCUCCCCAAUGUGUUUCUAGCGCCCUUCCUACCGUACCAUACUAUACUCUAGCUAUAGUUGGAUCUCCUCGCUUUUCCAUAGUUCAUACCGUACACACUGUCUGUGAAUAUAGCAUUCAAACAAAAUUUUCUAGAAAGAUGCAAGAGAAGAAAAAGGCGCAUAAAAACUGA
This is a messenger RNA of Schizosaccharomyces osmophilus, 180 nucleotides long. RefSeq lists its product as uncharacterized. NCBI's taxonomy places the organism in Eukaryota, Fungi, Ascomycota, Schizosaccharomycetes, Schizosaccharomycetales, Schizosaccharomycetaceae. The coding region runs from base 1 to 180 and encodes 59 amino acids. The transcript is spliced from 2 exons. The record is from RefSeq and is a predicted model, not a curated record.